GUCGCACGACAGGAAGCCUUCUGACAAGCCAGCAGAAAUAAUGAAGGCACCAAAGUUGAAAAUUCCAGACACGGGGUGGCAGGGCCCUUACAGGUUUCGUCUUCCCAACCUCAGAAUCGAGACCUCACGCAGCGCUCUUUCGACGAAUAAUGGACUGUGAUGAACCCGAGUUUCCGUCGACGCAACGAUUGAUUCGACAUCACACAUGUCAAUGCCACCACCAGGCAGCAGCCGCAACCUUGGCAAAAACUACGCCCUGGCUUGGAACACCGGAGGAGGAACUCACAUGACGCUUGUGUACCUCACGAAUGUCAAACGUGGAUACGAACAAAACCGCGUCAAGACCCUGGUCGAGGACUACUUGGAUGCCAAUGAGGUUCCCGAGCAACUCUUGUUGAGGGUCGGUGACAUGACGACAAAACGCUGUGUAUCAGUUUGCAAUCCAGAGAUUGCAGCACUGCAAGUAGCGCUCCAUGACUUUCUAAGGGAGAGGGGAUUUGAAAUGCGUCCUUUGAGGCCGCCCCAUAUCGAUCUGCGAGGUCAAUCCGAUGUCAUUUUGGACGAAACAGUGGGCACGCGGAAUUGGAAUUGGUAA
Seminavis robusta is the source of this 595-nucleotide messenger RNA. The record is from the annotation of a GenBank genome assembly. NCBI's taxonomy places the organism in Eukaryota, Bacillariophyta, Bacillariophyceae, Naviculales, Naviculaceae.